Pistacia vera is the source of this 633-nucleotide messenger RNA. RefSeq lists its product as uncharacterized. Lineage: Eukaryota; Viridiplantae; Streptophyta; Magnoliopsida; Sapindales; Anacardiaceae. The record is from RefSeq and is a predicted model, not a curated record. Bases 1 to 387 code for a protein of 128 amino acids. The transcript has 5 exons.
AUGAACUUUUUCUAUGCUUACAAUGAUAAUAAAAUAUNGGCGAUACUGUCGGCCGGGCUAAUUGGAUUACAGGCGAAGGGCGUAGCCCUUACGAAAGUUCCAAAAAUAAAGUUUCUUAUUAUUAUUGGUGGGGCAAAGUUUAAAUCACAAUCAGUGGCUGAGAUUGCAUAUGCUUCUCCGAUUCAAUGCCCCAACCUCCAUUUUUUAGGAGAGCAAGACUUUUUGAAGCCUUAUGGAUUGCAACUCUUGGAAUCCUGUGUGGACCCUGUUAUAAUUAAUCAUCCCAAGGGUCACACAAUACCCAGACUUGAUGAAAAGGGUUUGCAGACGAUGUUAAGCUUCAUCGAGAGGAUUCAAAAGAUGUUGCCCGAUAAAGAAGAAAAGUAACUACAUAUUCUUAGAUGAGGUUGCUUGACUAGCUCAAUAAAAGAAUAUGAUUUGAUCUCAAAGGAUACCCAUAUUAUUUCAUGAGUUAUUGUCCUUUACAUAAGAAUUUUACUUAAAAAAGAGGUGUAUAACGUUAAAUCAUCCUAUUUAUGAUGAUCAGAAUGAUUUUUGUAUUAUGUAUUCCAUUUCAUACGCUGCAAUAUUCAACGAAGAAGGUAAAAAUUCAAAGUACUAACUAUACUUUAU